GCACUGACAGUAAUGUAAACACAAAGACUAUGUCGACGAACUGUAUUCCCGUGAAAUCUCGAAUAUUCAACAAAACAACGCAAUGGCAGAGUGCGCUUCUAGAAAAAAAUGGGGAUGUGCAAUGUCAAGAUUAUUCACGAAUUAUCGGCUUGAUUAGAACAACAACAAAAAUUAUCACGUCGGGUGACGUUCGCCGGCUGCGUUUCGAGAAUUUUCUACUCAACGCUAGAUGUCGCUGUCAGCAGAUAUAAAUACGAGCGCGAGCAGUCUUUGACAUACAAGUUUGAAAUAAACGCAUCUAAUCUUCAAAGCGCUCACGAGCUCUUGGAGUUAUUAAUUGUACUUUCUACAAAAAAUGUCGCUGCUACCAUUCAUGUUUGGUUACGAAUCACCACGCUACCGUUACUGGCCAAGACGAUUACUGGAUCAAGAUUUCGGACUGUCAUUAACACCAGAUGAUCUGCUCACUACUGUCGCGUGCCCUCUGAUGUCUCAGGACUACUACAGACCAUGGAAACAACUGGCUGCCGCCGCUCGUGACAUCGGAUCCAACAUAAAGGUCGACAAAGACAAGUUCCAGGUGAAUCUCGACGUGCAGCAUUUCGCACCUGAAGAGAUCUCAGUGAAGACGGCAAAUGGGUAUAUCGUGGUGGAAGGCAAACACGAGGAAAAGAAAGACGAGCACGGAUACAUCUCGAGACAAUUUGUAAGGCGGUAUGCGCUGCCCGAGGGUACGCUACCAGAGACGGUCGAGUCGCGACUCUCGUCCGACGGUGUCCUUACCAUUAUCGCGCCCAGGAAAGUUGUCGACGCUGUUAAAGGAGAGAGGGUGGUCCCCAUCGCGCAGACAGGCCCUGUCAGGAAGGAAAUAAAGGAUCAAAGCGAACCAGAUGUUACUGAGAAAAAAUAAUCUAAGUGAAGCUGUAAGUAAAGUGUUCCUAACUUUUGUAUUACCAAUGUAUUCUCAAAGUAUUGUAUUGUGAGACUGAUUAUUGAUUAAUUAGUGAAUGUUAUUUUAUUUAAAUAAAUUAAGAACAUAUAAAU
This is a messenger RNA of Galleria mellonella (greater wax moth), 1044 nucleotides long. Its product is annotated as protein lethal(2)essential for life-like. Gene Ontology annotation, molecular function: protein folding chaperone. The record is from RefSeq and is a predicted model, not a curated record. The transcript has 2 exons. The coding region runs from base 356 to 910 and encodes 184 amino acids. Gene Ontology annotation, biological process: response to heat; protein refolding. Lineage: Eukaryota; Metazoa; Arthropoda; Insecta; Lepidoptera; Pyralidae.